This is a messenger RNA of Panthera uncia (snow leopard), 1561 nucleotides long. RefSeq names its product voltage-dependent L-type calcium channel subunit alpha-1D-like. Gene Ontology annotation, cellular component: membrane; voltage-gated calcium channel complex. Lineage: Eukaryota; Metazoa; Chordata; Mammalia; Carnivora; Felidae. Gene Ontology annotation, biological process: calcium ion import across plasma membrane. The transcript has 8 exons. The coding region runs from base 1 to 1059 and encodes 352 amino acids. The record is from RefSeq and is a predicted model, not a curated record. Gene Ontology annotation, molecular function: high voltage-gated calcium channel activity.
AUGGCGACUUUUGGAGCUUUCCUCCACAAAGGGGCUUUCUGCAGGAACUACUUCAACCUGCUGGAUAUGCUGGUUGUCGGGGUAUCCCUGGUAUCAUUCGGGAUCCAAUCCAGUGCCAUCUCUGUUGUGAAGAUUCUGAGGGUCUUAAGGGUCCUGAGGCCGCUCAGGGCGAUCAACAGAGCCAAAGGACUUAAGCACGUGGUCCAGUGCGUCUUCGUGGCCAUCCGGACCAUCGGCAACAUCAUGAUCGUCACCACCCUUCUCCAGUUCAUGUUCGCCUGCAUCGGGGUCCAGUUGUUCAAGGGGAAGUUCUAUCGCUGCACGGACGAAGCCAAAAGUAACCCCGAAGAGUGCAGGGGGCUUUUCAUCCUCUACAAGGAUGGGGACGUUGAUAACCCUGUGGUCCGUGAGAGGAUCUGGCAAAAUAGUGAUUUCAACUUUGACAACGUCCUUUCUGCUAUGAUGGCGCUGUUCACGGUCUCCACAUUUGAGGGCUGGCCUGCGUUGCUGUAUAAAGCCAUCGACUCCAACGGAGAGAAUGUUGGCCCCAUCUACAACUACCGCGUGGAGAUCUCCAUCUUCUUCAUCAUCUACAUCAUCAUUGUGGCUUUCUUCAUGAUGAACAUCUUUGUGGGCUUCGUCAUCGUCACAUUUCAGGAGCAGGGAGAGAAAGAGUAUAAGAACUGUGAGCUGGACAAAAAUCAGCGUCAGUGUGUCGAAUACGCCUUGAAAGCACGUCCCUUGCGGAGAUACAUCCCCAAAAACCCCUACCAGUACAAGUUCUGGUACGUGGUGAACUCCUCGCCUUUCGAAUACAUGAUGUUUGUCCUCAUCAUGCUCAACACACUCUGCUUGGCCAUGCAGCACCACGAGCAGUCCAAGAUAUUUAAUGACGCCAUGGACAUUCUGAACAUGGUCUUCACUGGGGUGUUCACCGUCGAGAUGGUUUUGAAAGUCAUUGCAUUUAAACCUAAGGUGAGUAGCUGGACCCACCUUCCGAAGACUGUUGUUGAAUCACCCCAGCGAAGCACACACUUCCUGUUCAUUGUGUGUUACUGAGUUACGCUGAAUUGCUCUGGCCGAUAACUGGGUUAUCACCUGAGAACGUUAGAAUCUGAUUAGGGCAUCUGGGUACAUAUUGGAAAGCAAAACUACAAAACAAAACCUCAUAAAAACAAUUCUGAGAAAAAGAAGAGAGGGGUACAGAAUUGGGAAUUUGCAGGAUGGAAAUUGUUUGAAACUAGGUUUUCAGUCUCUAGAAUAACAUGUCAUGCUUUCUCAGGGAAACUUGCCUCAUCGCUUGAGCACUGGAGACACUUUUAAACAGAACCCAUUAGAAAGAAUUCAGCCUUGAUUUUACUCUUAGGUUUCCAGGAGAAAGUCUUUGGUUUUAUUUGUUCUUGGUCUACAGCUUCUUUUUCACCUUUUAUGGAAAGUUCUACCAGUUGGAGAUCUCCUCCUGCCGUGCCACCUUUCGUUUAUUUGACUUAGAAAAAUGUCACUUGACUUUAAGACCAAACAAGACAUGAAGUUUGUUAAACUCUGUUGGGCUAGUCAGCAU